CAUAUCUCCUGUUUAACAAUGAUCAAACCAACUUCGAACAAAAAUACAUAUUGAUUCAGCCAAAGUUCUUGAAGAACCCAUUAAAAAGAUGAAUUUAAAAGUAAUUAGUCUAGCAUACCAUUGGCUAAACGCUCACUCUCAAUCCCAUUUUUGGCCAUGCAAUUGCACGAUUCCAUUAUAUGUAGCAUGUAUAGAAGCUUUCUAGUAUUAUUGAUGAGCGAAGUAGCACUAUACAAGAAGAAGACGGAGCAAUUCUUGGGUGAGAAAUGUCAUCAACUUCUUCAACUUUGACUAUGGAGUCCAUUAAGGAUCAUCCCUUAAUGCCUGCAAGAGUUGUUGUAGCAUAUGAUGCCACGAAAGAUCGAACAGAAAUAGAGUUUAGCCAUACUAUUCGCAGUAUCAGAUCAAGGGGCGAUAUUCUUCAUGGAGGGGAUACGCUUAUGUUUCUUGGAGUUUUAUCAAAAGUUCCUCAUCCUAUGGGAUAUCAGAUGCAAGCACGCCCAGAGUCCUUUCUUGGAAUUACACACGUGCGUCUAGUGGAAGAAGAGGUCUCAAACAAGGUUGAUUUUUGUGUAAGAUUGCUCCAGAAAAGUGCGGAAGAAUAUGAUAGUGAAGGGGUUGACAUUGAAGUCAAGAUUACUGCUGGGACUCCCACAAGGAAAGUUGUUUUACAGGAGGUUAUUACAUCCAAUGCAACUUGGGUUAUACUUGAUAGGCAUCUAAGACGAGAUUUGAGGUUUUACCUUAAGCAAAUACCCUGCAAGGUUGCAAUCAUCGAAGAUAACUUGUCCAUGGUGGUUGUGAGACCAUCCACUAUUAGUGACACAGAUAAAGUGGAGCCAAACUUGUUUAUUUCCCUGGCAAAAAAUGUCCCUCUGUUGGCUGCUCCAAAUGAAGAGAACAAUGAGCAAUUUAUUAUGUCUUGCAAAAGUCACUCUGCCUCCAUGGGAUCCUUGGAAAACUCUGAUAGGAUAAAAAGCAACUUGCUACCUGCUCUGAAGUACAACCCUCAGGAUCAUAACAUAUCCUCACAUCACGAACUUGGCCCAAAUUCUGAAGAUAAAUCAGGAAGGCAUGCCAAAGGAGGAAGCAAGCCUCCAAUUUCUCCACAAGUAAUUGAGAAAUUACGAAGAAAGCCUAGCGGGCAGAGAUCCAAUGAUACACCUGUUCUUUGCAUUGGUUGUGGAAUGAAAACGAAGCCAGAUAUUAAAGAUUCAAUGAAGUUCAGUUUUUCUGAGAUACAGCUCGCAACAGAUGACUUUUCAAAGGAUAAUUUACUAGGAGAAGGCGGUUAUGGUCAUGUAUAUAAAGGUCGACUAAAGGAUGGGCAGUUCAUUGCUGCCAAGCUGAGGAAAGAAGCAAGCACCCAAGGAUUUGCAGAAUUUCUUUCAGAAAUAUAUGUGCUAAGCUUUGCACGUCACAAGAACAUAGUGAUGCUGCUAGGCUACUGUUGCAAGGAGAACCUUAAUAUCUUGGUCUAUGAGUAUAUUUGCAACAAGUCUCUUGAAUGGCAUCUUUUUGAUAAUGAAGGAGAUGUCCUAGAGUGGCAUAGAAGACAUUCUAUUGCCAUGGGAACAGCAAAAGGGUUGCAUUUUCUUCAUGAAGAAUGUCGUGGAAGUCCCAUCGUUCAUUGUGACAUGAGGCCAAGCAAUAUACUGCUUACCCAUGACUUUGUUCCUAUGCUAGGUGACUUUGGCCUUGCAAAACGGAGAACAGAUGAAGGAAAUAUGCACAAAAGAAUUUUGGGAACACUUGGGUAUCUUGCACCAGAAUAUGCUGAGAAUGGUAUUGUUUCUGUGAAAACAGAUGUAUACUCGUUUGGUAUUAUACUGAUACAACUUAUGUCGGGACGCAAGGUUGUUGAUUCAAAUAGACUAGACCAGCAACAUUCCCUAAGACAGUGGGCAAUACCGCUGAUCCAGAGGCUUGCACUACAUGAGCUUGUUGAUCCUCGCAUUCAAGACUUUUAUGACACAUAUGAACUGUAUCUCAUGGUUCGAGCAGCUUAUUUGUGUGUGCAAACUAACCCUGAGAUGCGCCCAACAAUGGGAGAGGUUUUACGUCUUCUAGAAGGCGAAAGUGAUCAUCUUAAUCAAUUAGCAGAUCAAUUUGUAGCCCAUUUCAGUAAAUAAUGAAGCAUGACAAAUCAUGCCUCAGCUACUGGUAUUGAAUGUCCUAAAUAUUUUAAGACUCAGAUUUUAAAUCCUACCAUUUGGUGCAA
Messenger RNA from Coffea eugenioides, 2221 nucleotides. Its product is annotated as probable serine/threonine-protein kinase PBL12. The record is from RefSeq and is a predicted model, not a curated record. Gene Ontology annotation, molecular function: ATP binding; protein kinase activity. Lineage: Eukaryota; Viridiplantae; Streptophyta; Magnoliopsida; Gentianales; Rubiaceae. The coding region runs from base 267 to 2132 and encodes 621 amino acids. Gene Ontology annotation, cellular component: plasma membrane. Gene Ontology annotation, biological process: protein phosphorylation. The transcript has 10 exons.